Messenger RNA from Manihot esculenta (cassava), 2428 nucleotides. RefSeq names its product transcription factor-like protein DPB. Gene Ontology annotation, biological process: regulation of transcription by RNA polymerase II; regulation of cell cycle. Bases 240 to 1313 code for a protein of 357 amino acids. Gene Ontology annotation, molecular function: DNA-binding transcription factor activity, RNA polymerase II-specific; RNA polymerase II transcription regulatory region sequence-specific DNA binding. Gene Ontology annotation, cellular component: transcription regulator complex; nucleus. NCBI's taxonomy places the organism in Eukaryota, Viridiplantae, Streptophyta, Magnoliopsida, Malpighiales, Euphorbiaceae. The transcript has 9 exons. The record is from RefSeq and is a predicted model, not a curated record.
AACAGACUAUUCUAAACCCUCAAAUUUCCCUCUUUCCUCUUUUCCAAGUGCUCAAAAAAAAAAAAAAAAAAAAAAAGGAAAAAACAAACCACCUGCUCUCCAAUCUCUUCCUCCACUUUCUCAGAUCACCAAUCUCUUCAAUUUCAAUCCAUAACUUCCACUACACCACCUGCCCAAAACCCAUCAAUCGCCACCGCUGUUUAUCCACUCUGAUUAAUUUUCUUCCUUUGCUUCCUCUAAUGGUCACUGGUGGGUCCCGCCGAGAUGAUGGGGACAAAAACCACCACCCUUCAGCUGCCACCGUCUCUAGAGGCGGUACCACCAGGUCUUGGGGAACUACUACUGUCUCCGGUCAAUCGGUUUCGACCAGUGGUAGCGUUGGUUCCCCUUCUAGCCGGAGCGAGCAGGCCAUGGCCACACCCGCCAGUGACACCACUCUUCUUAGGUUGAACCAUCUUGACAUUCACACCGACGAUGCUGCCACCCAAGAUGCCGCUGCUAAUAAGAAGAAAAAGAGAGGUCAGAGAGCAGCUGGAGCUGACAAGAGUGGUAGAGGACUCCGACAAUUUAGUAUGAAGGUGUGUGAAAAAGUGGAAAGCAAAGGAACAACUACUUACAAUGAGGUUGCAGAUGAACUUGUAGCUGAGUUUGCUGACCCUAGCAACAGUGUUUCAUCUCCAGACCAGCAGCAACAAUAUGAUGAGAAAAACAUACGGCGAAGGGUAUACGAUGCCCUGAAUGUUCUCAUGGCAUUAGAUAUCAUAUCUAAGGAUAAAAAGGAAAUACAAUGGAAAGGUCUUCCUCGAACCAGCCUGAGUGAUAUUGAAGAAUUGAAGGCUGAGCGUCUUGGAUUGAGAAAUAGAAUUGAGAAGAAAAUUGCCUAUUUGCAGGAACUGGAGGAACAAUACGUAGGUCUUCAAAACCUGAUACAUCGAAAUGAGCAACUAUACACCUCAGGAAACGCUCCCAAUGGGGGUGUGUCCUUGCCUUUUAUUUUGGUUCAGACACGCCCUCAUGCAACUGUUGAAGUGGAAAUAUCAGAAGAUAUGCAGCUGGUGCAUUUUGACUUUAAUAGCACCCCUUUUGAGCUGCACGACGAUAAUUAUGUUCUUAAGGCAAUGAAAUUUUGUGAGAGACCACAGAGUGAUGAUAUGGCACCCAAUCUAGCUACUGAUGGAGGUGAAGGUUCUAGCAUGUCCAACAUGUUCCCACAACAAAUCCUUACUUCCCCAGGAACAAACACACCAAUUAGGCCACCCACCUCACCACCUAUUCCUGGAAUUAUUAAAGCGCGUGUUAAGCAUGAACAUUGAUAAGCGUGUUACCAUGGGAAAUAAUCUCAGCUGUGUCUGUAAAUUUGUGUAAAGUAGCUUGCAGGAGGUUGGAGUGCCCCUAAAAUUUACCUUCACCUCCCUGAUUUUACCCCAUUGGGAGGAAUCCAGGUAUUGAAAAGUGGAGUCUCUAUGCUUGGAGACUUGCAUGAAUUUUAAUUGUCAGGUUCUCAGGUUUAGAUCCAUGGCUAGCCAUUGUAAUUGUUCAAUCAAUAUUUUUUUUUUUUUUGCUUACUAAAGUAAAGGUAGUCUGUCAGUUUAUGUUAGGCUAUAGGGGAUUUGUCUUAGCUGCACACAGAAUCAUAGAAUUAAGCCAAUUUGAUAUUUGUAUUGCUCAUUACAUUUAUGCAAUCACUGUUUAUAAUCAGCGACAUUUCGGUCUUGUUAUUUGCAUUUCAUGGCAUGGCAGGGAUCUUUGAGAGGUAAGAAAUUGAAUAGUUGCUUAUCUAUACCCUAUAGGCUAAAGUUUCACUAUUUUGUUUUUUUGGUUAUUUAUUGUUGAUUUCUGAACUUGAAUGGUUAACAACUGCCAUCAUUUAUAGCUGGGAAUGUCUUGUUCUCUUCUUCCCUCUUCAGCUCCGUAUUAGUGUCCUUAUCUUUGCUUGCAAUUUUUGGUUUAUAGCUUGUCCUUUAUCGCUUGUGGGCUUCCAAGUUGUCCCUGUAUAUUUUUAUUUUCUGUGUGGGCAUAUUGUAACCUUUCCCAAAUAUAGACAAAGCAAUUUUUUUCUGCUGUGCCCUCACAUGGGAUAUCACUGAAGCAUUGGCUGGUUCUGGAAAUGGAGUUGGUUUUGUGGACCUGCUUGAUUUUCUUUCACGUUUCUUGCCUAUUAUUAUGAUGAUGGUGGCUUUUCCUUGGUGACCGGUGAAAAGAUAGGGAGAGAUUUGGCUUUUUAGAUUGUUGUUGGUUGCUUAUCUGCUUUGCCCACAGAAAUCUGCAAUGUGAAGGAUUUUAUUAGUUCUUGUUUACCUUCUUGAUCACAGACAUGUAAAUAUAGACCAACUUUUUGGGAUCUUUUUAUUUUUCCUCAAUAUUGUAGUUUUGAUAAAGCUAUGAGGUUUUGAAUUUGAGUCCAGUUAUAUAUAUUUUUUUUCUUUAC